CAGCUCCAUCGUUCUUCUUUUCUCUCCCACUCUGAAUCACGACAAUGGAGACUGUAUCUGAGAUGGAAGAAAUCAAGCAAUCUCAAACCGCAUCCGAUUUCAUUGAUCAACAACUCGCCCUCGAGGCUGAUGCGCGAGAAGUGCUUCCAUAUAAGUUCGACAAAUGUACCAAUAUUCUGGGGCCCUUGCGCCAGAACGUCUUUGCCUGCCUGACAUGCAGCCCUCCACCCGCUUCGGCGGCGCAAGUCUACACGCCCGCAGGUGUCUGCUACGCUUGCUCCAUCUCCUGCCACGGCGAACACACCCUCGUUGAGCUGUUCUCCCGCCGCGAUUUUGUCUGCGACUGUGGCACUAGCCGAUUACCGUCGACUUCGCCUUGCACUUUGCGAUCCGAUCCCGUAACAGGAAAUCGAGGAGUACAUUCGCAGGAACCACACAAGGGCAAUCGUUACAACCACAACUUUCAAAAUCGAUUUUGCGCGUGCGGAGAGGAAUACGAUGCAGAAACGGAGAAGGGGACGAUGUUUCAAUGUUUGGGAUUAGGGACGGUUGAUAGUGGUGGUUGCGGAGAAGACUGGUACCAUCCAGAGUGCCUGAUGGGCUUACCGAGAGAUUGGUACAAGUCAGUCGACUCGAAACAAAAAACGUCAGAGGAAACAGAGAAAGAUCAGAAGACAGAGGAUAAAGAGGCGGAAGAACCCAGUCACCCAGUCCCGCCAGGCUUCCCAAACGAAGAUGACUUCGAUACCAUGAUAUGCUACAAGUGCGUGGAGUCCAAUCCCUGGAUCAAGAAAUACGCGGGCGCACCCGGCUUCUUGCCCGCUGUGUUCAAACAUGGCGCCCAGACAGGCACAGUGAACAACACUGCUGACCCAGCCGCGCAAUCCAAGGCCACACCAACAUCAACUGCCCCUGUUUCCCUCAAGCGUAAGGCCUCCGAUGGCGACAUAGAAGCCGGGCCACCUAGCCCUUCCAAGCGCGUUAGGAACGAAGACGAAACAGAUCCAGCAGCAGCAGCAGCAGCUCUUCCGAUCACCUCUACCGAACCGCUCUCCAACGACAACGACGACGCAAACAACCACCCCGCAACGAAUCCUGCAAAGACAGAAGCCGACCCAAACCCCAAACAAAAGCACGACCUCCUUCCCAGCCCACCUCCAACGGGGACCUUCUCGCUCUUCCUGCGCGCCGAUUUCCGCGACCACCUGUGCCACUGCCCGCAAUGCUACCCGCACCUGAUCCCGCACCCGCAACUCCUGGAGGAAGAGGACACGUAUGAACCCUCGCUAUCAUCCGAGGGCUCCUCGGACGCCAACAACGGCGGCGGGCACUCGCGAUCCUCGCGUGCUUCCCUCCUGGAGCGAGGCGAAGCCGCCCUGUCAAACAUGGACCGAGUCCGCGCGAUCGAGGGCGUCAUGGUCUACAACCACUUGCGCGACAAGGUGAAGGAGUUCCUCAAGCCGUACGCGGAGAGCGGCCAGGCGGUCAGCGCCGAGGCCAUCAAGGCGUACUUUGAGAAGCUGAGAGGCGACGAGGCGGCUAUAAAAGAGGCCAAGGAAAAGGACGGCAGGGCGAACGGUCAUGAUGGAGCGGAUGGGAAUGGAGGUGCGGAAGGUGGAGGCGAGGGCGAUAGAAGCACCAGGAGAGAACAGUCCGGGUAUUGAACGGCAUGAAAGAGAGUGAGUGCCCAGAUGCUCCCACGACACCUACAGUACGUCACGUCGGGAACGACAUUCAAAAAUAUACUAUGCACAACGGCAGUUUUCGCGGCUGUCGUGGAGAGGGAACGAAGAACAAAAAGCCUAUCCUGGAAAGCACUUUUGUAUUGCUGUUUGCAUGCUACAGUGGCACAAGUGGUCGCCGCACCGUCAAUACAUCUGAACACGUUUGGUGAC
Molecule: messenger RNA, 1895 nt
Organism: Cladophialophora immunda
Lineage: Eukaryota; Fungi; Ascomycota; Eurotiomycetes; Chaetothyriales; Herpotrichiellaceae
Exons: 3
Coding region: 45-1664 (539 amino acids)
Cellular component (GO): cytoplasm
Molecular function (GO): zinc ion binding; ubiquitin protein ligase activity
Source: RefSeq, a predicted model, not a curated record